AUGUUGCCUGUGCAAAUUUUGAAGAAUAAUGCACAGGAGGAGCGAGGUGAAACCGCUCGUCUGAGCUCAUUCGUUGGGGCCAUUGCCAUAGGAGACCUUGUGAAAUCGACCCUUGGACCUAAGGGCAUGGAUAAAAUUCUCAUAAGUGGUAAUGGAGAACAUCAGGGAAUCAAGGUCACAAAUGAUGGUGCUACAAUUCUGAAGUCGAUUGGUGUGGAUAACCCGGCUGCCAAAGUUUUAGUCGACAUGUCUAUGACUCAAGAUAAUGAAGUCGGUGAUGGGACUACUUCAGUAACUGUGCUUGCCGCUGAACUGUUAAAAGAGGCUGAGAAGCUCGUCAACCAACGCAUCCAUCCACAAACAAUUAUCUCUGGUUAUCGUCGAGCCCUAACGAUUGCUCAAAACGCUCUUCGUUCUUCGUGUGUUGAAUCUGGAGAGAAUAUGAAGGACGAUCUGAUGAAAAUUGCAUGCACCACUUUGGGAUCUAAGAUUCUCAAUCAGCACAAGGAGCAUUUCGCUAAGCUAGCUGUCGAUGCAGUCCUGAGGAUGAAGGGAUCGGGAGAUUUGGAUGCGAUUCAAAUUAUCAAGAAGCUCGGAGGUUCAAUGAGUGACUCUUAUCUCGAUGAAGGAUUUCUUCUUGAGAAGUUGCCGGGAAUGUUUCAACCAAGAAGGAUGGAGAAGGCCAAGAUUCUCAUUGCCAACACGCCAAUGGAUACAGAUAAGGUGAAGGUCUUUGGUUCCCGUGUUCGUGUCGAAUCUGUCGCCAAAGUGGCGGAAUUGGAGGCUGCGGAAAAGCUGAAGAUGAAAGAAAAGUUAAUCUACAAUUAUCCUGAGCAGUUAUUCGCUGAUGCCGGUGUGAUGGCUAUCGAGCACGCUGACUUCGAAGGCAUCGAACGGCUUGCAUUAGUUCUUGGUGGAGAGAUUGUUUCGACGUUUGAUACACCAGAAAAUGUCAAGUUUGGAUCCUGUGAUCUUAUCGAAGAAGUGAUGAUUGGCGAAGAUCGUCUGUUGCGCUUUAGCGGAGUUCCACUUGGAGAAGCAUGUUCUAUAGUGCUCCGUGGAGCCACUCAACAAAUCUUAGAAGAAGCGGAACGAUCGCUACACGAUGCUCUUUGUGUCUUAGUUACCCAUGUGAAAGAGUCGAAGGCUGUAGCUGGUGCAGGUGCCUCAGAAAUUCUUAUGAGCACCGCAGUUGCUAUGGAAAGUCAUAAGGUGGCAGGCAAAGAGGCAUUGGCAGUUGAAGCCUUCGGUCGUGCUUUGGCGCAGCUGCCAACGAUCAUCUGUGAUAAUGCUGGUCUCGAUAGCGCUGAUCUGGUAACCAGAUUGAGGGCGGAACAUGCCAAUGGGCAUCAUAAUAUGGGAAUAGAUGUUGUGAAUGGAACAAUCGCCGACGUUGUUAAAUUGGGAAUUAUUGAAUCGUUCAAUGUGAAGAUGUGUAUGGUGUCAAGCGCAGCUGAAGCGGCAGAGCAGAUUCUCCGUGUCGACAACAUCAUCAAAUGUGCCCCACGUGCUCGUCCAGCUGAUCGCCGACCAUGUUAA
Molecule: messenger RNA, 1539 nt
Organism: Haemonchus placei
Lineage: Eukaryota; Metazoa; Nematoda; Chromadorea; Rhabditida; Trichostrongylidae
Source: the annotation of a GenBank genome assembly